Messenger RNA from Talaromyces amestolkiae, 4056 nucleotides. RefSeq lists its product as uncharacterized. The transcript has 11 exons. Gene Ontology annotation, molecular function: DNA-binding transcription factor activity, RNA polymerase II-specific; zinc ion binding; DNA binding. The record is from RefSeq and is a predicted model, not a curated record. Lineage: Eukaryota; Fungi; Ascomycota; Eurotiomycetes; Eurotiales; Trichocomaceae. Bases 1 to 4056 code for a protein of 1351 amino acids. Gene Ontology annotation, biological process: DNA-templated transcription; regulation of DNA-templated transcription.
AUGGCUUCGGCUGAAAAAGAGACUCGACUAUCAUCCGGCAAUGGCAUAGUCAAGCGACGGCCAGGGGCCGCCUGCGUUCAUUGUCACCGCCGAAAAGUAAAAUGCGAUGCGCAAUCCGUUGGGUUCCCGUGCUCCAAUUGCCAGUCGUCGGGCAGGACAGAUUGUCGCAUACACGAGAAGAAGAGACGGCCUAUGACUCGUUCUACGCUGAAUCCGGUUCCUAUACUUAGUCGCCCGCCUCCGGCUCUUGAAGCCAAUGUUGCACCCUCGCGCUCGCAGGGGACUAAUGCGGAUUCUCUUUGGGCUAAAUCGCCUGACUCACAACAGACUCCACGUCCUGACAACGUUAGUGGUGGCACAGUCGAUGGAUCUCCAGGUACAGGCGGAAUACAAGCACAAGGGACUCUCCGACAUCAUACUGCUCAACCACUGUCAAAUCCCAGCGACGAUAGGCGCGAAAUGGAAAAUCGUCUCGUGACGCUGAUAGACCAGCAAGAAAAUGAUUCCAGGGAAAUCCAGCAUGGCGUUCGUGCGAUAUAUGUAGGCCACGAUGUGUCCAACAUGUCCUUUCUUCUCCGCCAGCAGCGAGGCGAUGAAAUUUCAUAUCAUGUCGCCGGUAACGAAAUACCACGACGUCGCUUGGAAAUAGGACACGAUCAAUUCUUGCAGGACGCUCUGACUCUACCGGAAAAGCCACUUGCAGAUGAAUUAGUGGAUGCAUAUUUCAAACACAUCAACCCCGGUUACCCUCUUGUCGAGGAAGAACUGUUCAUGUCUCAAUACCGCAACAGAGACCCGUCGAACCCACCACCGGUAUUGCUCCUUCAAGCCAUCCUGCUGUGUGGUGUGCACGUCUCUCGCAAUAGCCCAGAAAGAGAAGAGCUGAAGAAUGUAUUUUAUCGCCGAUGUAAAUGGCUGUUUGACAAUCGAAUAGAGCGCAAUCGAGACAUACUCGUGCAAGCCGCGCUGCUGUUGACGUGGCAUUCAGAUGUUCUUGAUGACGAUGUCGCCGCCAAUGCUCAUUAUUGGGUGGGAGUAGCGGCUCGAAUUGCGACGGGUCUGGGAAUGCAUCGCGAUCCCAUGUCGAAUAAGUUUGUUGCGACUGAUCGUCGAACAUGGCGCCGCGUGUGGUGGAUCCUUGUGCAGUACGAUGUGUUGAUAUCAUUAUCCUAUGGUCGACCUCAGGCAAUCAAUCUAGAGGACAGCGACGUACGCCCUUUAACACCAGCAGACUUUGUCGGUUGUGGCCCCCGAGUGCAAAUAGACUUCGUAAUUCAUUUCUCUGGGUUGUGCUCGAUGAUCUCAUAUAUCAUUCGUGAAAGAUUCGGCUUAACGGUCAGCAUGGAGCGCCGGAAGGCUAUACUUCCAGAGGCCGACGAAGCGUUGGCAAAUUGGUCGCUGAGUCUACCAGACUCUCUCCGGCUGAGAGGAUCUAUGGAUUCGUGGUCGGCUAUGCUUCAUCUUACAUACAACAACUUCCUAAUCUUGCUCCAUCGGCCCCAUCCUCGAGCAUCCGCAUACUCAGAGGAUUAUGGUCCACAUGAUGCCGAAAUCUGCAGCGCUGCAGCAGGUGUCAUUACUUCUAUCUUUGAGGAACUCCGGCAGAAGGACUGCAUCAAAUACCUCUGGUGUUCCGGAGUCCACACACUGUUUACAGCCAUGAUCCAAGUGCGGGUCGAAUUACGAUUUUCAAAUCCUAUAUUAGCCAUCAACGCUCUCAGGCGCUUUGAUUCUACACUCUCGUCACUUCGCUGCUUGGCCGAUUACUGGUUCAGUGCCGAGACGAUCCUCCGUCUAUUUGAGAACUCAAAGAAGCUUCAGCAGGAUCUUCGUCUUGUCCAUGAUGAAGCACCAGGACAGGUUAGACAAACCCAGGAAAAUGACAUCGCUGCUUGUGGUACCGGCACUACAGAUCAUAUCUUCCAUCCUGACUGGACAAGUACCGCAUCGGCCUCACAGCAACAGUACAAGAAACCCUCGUCGCGGUACAAUCAGGUACAUCCUAUACCGUAUUCUACUUCAUCUUCCACCAUCUUCAAACAAGAGCCGCUGGAUGAUGAGUGGAGGCGUGAUGAGGUAGAGGAAGAAUCUGAAGAUGACAACGACGACGACGACGAUGACGAAGAUGCAGAAGAUGAAGAACCACCCGUCAAAAAUAUCGAAGCCGACGAACGGGAGAAGAAGAGACGAAAACGUAACAAGCCGACGUUGAGCUGCAGAGAAUGUGUCGGAAAGAAGAUAAGGUGUGAUCGAGGGCGGCCGCACUGUCUCUCUUGUAUCCGGAGAGAAACCGAGUGUAUUUACAGAAUCACAGCUGAUACAGUCGAGGAUUCUCUUCGCAAGCCGACUGCUCGUCGAAAAAUCCAACCGAAGGCGUCGAAGCUGCAGCCACAGCCACAGCCACAAGCACAACAGCAGCAACAGCAGCAAAAACAGAGUUCCAGUGAAAUUGAUGGCUCCCCAGCAUCUUCGACCGGAUCCAAACCCGCCUUGUUCACGCAUCAAGAUGGCACGGAUCUAUUGCUUAGCAACCCACCAUACUCUGAAAUAGGGUCUACUACUACGAUAUUCGGGAUUGGCACGGAUUAUCCAUUUAGUAAUUACUGGACCCAGAAUGGAGGGGUAGCAGAGGUGUUGAAAGUCUUUCCAAGGAAGGAGCAAGCAGAUAUCCUGGUGACCGUUUUCUUCGACGCCGUCGAUCCAGUCUACCCCUUAAUCAGCCGGGAAAGAUUCUACAUUGAUUAUGAAGGCUUCUGGGAACUCGACAACAACCAAAAACCGCAUGUGGACGCUGACUUUCUUGCCCUUGCCUUCAUGGUCCUUGCCAUGGGUACCCAAUUCUUGCAGGCACCCGGGUCACCGGACCAACUCCAGGGUGUUGCAGAUUUUUAUUCUAGUGCGUGUUAUCAGAGCAUGCGGCUAUAUUCAUACCUGAAUCGAACGUCGGUGCGCUGUCUCCAGGCAAUGGUAUUUAUGACAUAUUUUCUCAUGAACUCCGGCCGAGCCUCGGACGGCUGGGCAUUUUCCGGGACAUUGGUGAGACAAGCAACUGCUUACGGAAUCAACCGUGAGCCAACUCUGUUCGGAGCAAAGUUCAAUGCAUUCCAGAUCCUGGAGCGAAGGAGACUUUGGCAUGGAAUUGUGUGCCAGGACAGUUUUAUGAGUAUGAGUCUCGGACUUCCGCCGGCUGCGAUGCAUGGCGAUGUCGGGGCUGCGACACCCCAGCGCGAUAAUGACGAUUCGUCCUAUAGUAUCGCCGAAGCGGGUGGCAAGGAUGCUGCCAGUGAGGAUUUCUCCAAUGAGGUCGGCCAUUCUGACACCGGCUAUGUGCAAAGCAUGUAUAAUCUUGCACUGCUUGCACGCGAUACUAUAGUGCAAGCCCGGUCUUUAUCGACUCCAAUAGCAACCAACCGACGCCAGAGAGAUAGACUAAUGGAAGCCUUCCGCGCUACCUACCGCACUUUCCCGGAUGAGUUUCGCGCUUGGGACGAGACCUCAAUUGCGACCUUGGCUGAACAGGGACGCAAACGUCUUGUUCGACAGAUCAUGUUCCUCACGGGACUCUACUGGCAUUGCGUGACAUUGAUUCAAUGCGAGGGGAUAGAGGAAAGUGAAUUGCAAGAGAAGCAUUGGGCUAAAUCAGGAAGAAAGUUCAAAGGCCCAAGUAGUGUCGAGAAAUAUGCAAAGGGAACAUUGGACGCGGCGUAUGAGUCAAUGCGUGCGUUUUUCGUGAUUCAUGAAGUCCUUGGUGGAGAAAGUAGUGUUUGGUGGUCUUUUUGCCAUCGGGCUUUUUCAACUUCGAUUACCGUGGCACAUCUACUCAAGAAACGUGAUAGCGAUAGAGGACGACAAGACAGUAUCGAUGCAAACUCGACAAGAACCCCAAGACGUCCCAGACGGAGUUUUUCGCUUGAUCCACUCUGGGAACGAGCACGAAGCGAUUUGCAGCAUAUGCUUCAGAUCCUCACGGGUCCGGCAAAUGCCGGCGAUCAAGCUGCCAAAACUCGCGUAGAGGUUUUGAGCAGUUAUCUACGAUCUGACCAAAAACUUUUAUAA